This is a messenger RNA of Cyphomyrmex costatus, 2096 nucleotides long. It is a transcript of the gene alpha-Man-Ib, whose product is annotated as alpha-Mannosidase class I b. Bases 156 to 1952 code for a protein of 598 amino acids. NCBI's taxonomy places the organism in Eukaryota, Metazoa, Arthropoda, Insecta, Hymenoptera, Formicidae. The record is from RefSeq and is a predicted model, not a curated record. Gene Ontology annotation, biological process: mannose trimming involved in glycoprotein ERAD pathway; carbohydrate metabolic process. Gene Ontology annotation, molecular function: calcium ion binding; mannosyl-oligosaccharide 1,2-alpha-mannosidase activity. Gene Ontology annotation, cellular component: membrane; endoplasmic reticulum. The transcript is spliced from 11 exons.
AAUUUAAUAAAAAUGUAAAAAACUCGUUGACUGUAUACUCGCAUAAAUGAGGACCUCCGCAUGUUGGGCUGAUUUGUCGCAGUGUUGUAUUUUAAGUGUUCUGGCAACACAAUCAAUUUCUAUACGUGCCGGAACGAGUUAACCUGUAUGGAAAUAUGUUCUCGCCAAGAGACUCGGGUAAAUCAGAUUAUAUUAGUUUGAAUAUACACGAAAGCGGGUCAUUUGCACGGGGCACUUCUCGCAGUUUAUGGAGGCAAUGGAACCAAUUGUCCAGGUUCCAAAGAAAUAUUCUGUACUUUGCAAUAAUCACAGUUCUACUUGUAAUAUUUUAUCUCCUACCUAGCGAAACCAAAGCUGGUCCCUCUAACAAUGAGGUAGAUUAUAGUAAUGUAGAAGUUGUACAAGAAACUGCCAAAUACGAGAAGGCAGUAGAUGAAGUUGUUGUAGAUAAUGAAGAACAGGCUGCUGGACCUGGUGAAGUAAUUGAAGAGCCUGAAUUUCAACCAGAAAUUAAUCAAGUUGAUGAUGAUCAAAUUGGUGAACCACCACAGCCAAGGCCAAACAUUCUAAAAUUUAGCGGUCCACAAAAUAGUAGGCAAGAUGCUGUCGUAGCUGCAUUUAAGCAUUCUUGGAAUGGAUAUAAAAAAUAUGCAUGGGGUCACGAUAAUGUCAAACCGAUAUCAAAAAGAUAUCACGAAUGGUUUGGAUUAGGCCUUACUAUAGUUGAUUCAUUGGAUACUAUAUAUAUAAUGGGAUUAUAUGAUGAAUAUUCAAGAGCAAGAAAAUGGGUGGAAGAAAAUUUAGUGUUUACAAUGAAUAGAGAUGUUAAUUUAUUUGAAGUUACUAUUAGGGUAUUAGGUGGUUUAUUAUCAGCAUAUCAUCUUUCUGGUGAUAUACUCUUUUUAAAUAAGGCCAUGGAUUUAGGUGAUCGCAUGAUGCCAGCAUUUUCUACCAGAUCAGGUGUUCCAUAUUCUGAUGUGAAUCUUGGUACUAGAAGUGCGCAUAGUCCUAAAUGGGGUCCUGACAGUAGCACGAGUGAAGUUACUUCCAUUCAAUUAGAGUUUCGCGAUCUUAGUCGUAGUACAGGUCAACUUAAGUUUGAGACUGCAGCGGCAAGAGUUUCCGAACAUGUACAUAAAUUAGAAAAGUAUGAUGGUUUAGUUCCAAUUUUUAUUAACGCUAAUACGGGACAAUUUCGGGAAUACGCUACGAUUACGUUAGGUGCUCGCGGUGAUAGUUACUAUGAAUACUUAUUAAAACAGUGGUUACAAACUGGAAAAACCAUAGACUACCUUCGCGACGAUUACUUGUACGGCAUUGUCGGAACACAAAAGCAUCUCAUUAAACGUACUGCGAUCAAUAAGUAUCUAUUCGUCGCUGAAUUGGUCGGCGCAAAUAAAGAAAUUAAACCGAAAAUGGAUCAUCUCACAUGCUACUUAGGAGGUACUUUAGCGUUAGGUGUGCAUCAUGGACUACCGUCGGAGCAUAACGUCCUUGCAGAAGAACUUGUUAAAACUUGUUAUCAAACGUAUGCAAUCCAGCCAACGUUCCUCGCACCUGAGAUUACUUAUUUUAAUAUACAAAAAAUAGAGGGUGAAAAUCAUAUGGAUAUGUACGUAAAAACGAAUGACGCUCAUAAUUUAUUAAGGCCCGAAUUUGUCGAGAGUCUAUUUUACAUGUGGUAUUUUACGGGGAAUAAAACUUAUCAAGAUUGGGGUUGGCAGAUAUUUCAGGCUUUCGAGAAUUAUACCAAAGUUGAAGGUGGCUACACGAGUAUCGGUAACGUCCGGAACAUUCAACACAUUCGUCAGCAGGAUAUGACGGAAAGUUUCUGGUUCGCCGAAACUUUAAAAUAUUUGUAUUUGUUAUUUGAUGAUACUAGGCAAUUGAUAGAUUUGGAUAGGUGGGUAUUCAAUUCUGAGGGUCAUCCAUUACCUAUAUACGAAUCGUAAUGCAAGCAAUAGAAGCAAACUACGCGAGUUCUCAAUUUUUCGAACUUGUUUUAUAAAAUUAUUUUUUUAAUGUCUCCAUUUAUCUGACAUCAUGUUGACAUUUUUUUAAUAAAAUUCUUGAACAUUUGCAUUUUCUUCAUUAAC